Messenger RNA from Onychostoma macrolepis, 1038 nucleotides. It is a transcript of the gene mrap2b, whose product is annotated as melanocortin 2 receptor accessory protein 2b. The transcript has 3 exons. Lineage: Eukaryota; Metazoa; Chordata; Actinopteri; Cypriniformes; Cyprinidae. Gene Ontology annotation, biological process: regulation of adenylate cyclase-activating G protein-coupled receptor signaling pathway; protein localization to plasma membrane. The record is from RefSeq and is a predicted model, not a curated record. The coding region runs from base 1 to 624 and encodes 207 amino acids. Gene Ontology annotation, molecular function: corticotropin hormone receptor binding; type 3 melanocortin receptor binding; type 1 melanocortin receptor binding. Gene Ontology annotation, cellular component: plasma membrane; endoplasmic reticulum.
AUGAGUGGACAUUCAAACCAGAGUCAGUCCGGCGGUGAUUAUGAAUGGCAUUAUGAAUAUUAUGAUGAGGAGGAGCCUGUGUCCUUCGAGGGACUGAGAGCCAACAGAUACUCUAUUGUGAUUGGUUUCUGGAUCGGAUUGGCCGUGUUUGUCAUCUUCAUGUUCUUUGUUCUGACGCUGCUGACCAAAACAGGAGCUCCGCAUCCAGAGAUCCCUGAUCCCAGUGAAAAGCAUCAUGGUCUAGCUGACUGUGUGCUGGAGGGCGGCGGCUCUCAGGCGUUUUCUCUGCCGCCGCUGCCGGACGAAUCACGUUCCCUCUUUCACUUCUACAUCCACGAGGAGGCCGUCAGAGACGCUGUGAUUGGCCGAGGGAGGCUUUGUGGGCGGGGCCCCGGGAUCCGCCUCCAGGGGGCAGCAGAGGACGAGAGAGGAGAUGAAGACGAGCACUUCCUGUCCGGCUUCCACAUUCCAAACUUCGUGAGAUCCGAGCAGAACUCCAAUGAUGACUUCCUGCUGUGUGAGCCGCCAAUCAUCACAGACAGCCAAUCAGCUGCGCUGAGGAGCUCAGAGCCCGCCCACCCUUCCUAUGAUGUCAUCAGACACACAGACUCAUUUCUCACAUGAUUUUUAAUGAGCUGCUGAUUUUCAAGAAAUGCAAAUUGAUAAGAGGAUAUAUAGCUCAUUUUGUUUUUUAAGAAAGGGUUUAAUUAUGCAGUAGAUUACAAUAACAAACAUUUCUACAAGACUUUCACUGUAAGCUAUUUUGAACUCUAAGGUGACUUUAUUUAAUUAGUUCCUUUAGUUUAGUCAUUGUGCGAAAUGAAGAUGGAAAGUUACGUUUUUUUUUUUGUGCAUCUUCAUGACUGUGUGUGUGUUUACAGGUAUUAUUGAGAUAUUAUUAUAGUUUAUAACAAUAGUUUGAAUUAGUGUUCAUUUUUCCAUUUUCAUUUAAAUUUUUGUUUAAGUUUUAAUACUUUUGUGUUGUUUUAAAGGUUUAUAUUUUUUAUUAAUUUGUUUAUUUCGUUUUAGUUAUUUCAA